Molecule: messenger RNA, 558 nt
Organism: Monascus purpureus
Lineage: Eukaryota; Fungi; Ascomycota; Eurotiomycetes; Eurotiales; Aspergillaceae
Source: the annotation of a GenBank genome assembly
AUGAGGUGGAAUUUGUCGGGGAUGAAUGUGAAGAGACGGUGGUUAAUAUUACCAACCACAGCUACUUCAACCUCGGCAACACCCCAACCAUCCAAGGCACAAAAGCCUAGCUCUUCAGACUGCUACCUCCCCGUCGACACCAAUGGCAUCCCACUAGACAAGAUAGACAAGUUCCCACGCAACGUGACCGCGCCCUUCAUCCUACACACCACCGAACCCCAGCUGGACGACGAAGCAGUCGUCGAGUCAGACCCGUCCCGGAUCCCGCUGGACACGCGCGCCCAGCCCCUGAAGCUGUUAGGACGGUUCGACAACCCGACCUCCCGGCUGCAUCUGGAGGUGCACAGCACAGAGCCCGAGUUCCAAUUCUACACGGGCGAGUACAUCGAUGUGCCGCAGGUCGAGGGCGCGCCGCCGCGUGGUCAAUGCGCUGGGUACUGCGUCAAACCGGGACGAUAUAUCAAUGCUGCCAACAAGCCUGCGUGGAGAUUCAUGUGUCUGCUCAAGAGGGGGGAGGUAUAUGGUUGUAAGAAUGUGUACAAGGCAUGGCAGGAGUAG